Messenger RNA from Prorocentrum cordatum, 519 nucleotides. The record is from the annotation of a GenBank genome assembly. NCBI's taxonomy places the organism in Eukaryota, Dinophyceae, Prorocentrales, Prorocentraceae.
AUGGUCUCUCCGAAGGGCUUCGGCGACCCGUCCUCCUCCUCCUCCGCCUCCUCCUCCUCCUCCUCCGUGGGCGGCGUGAGGGACGGCAGGGACACCACGUACAGGGUCGCCAAAGCCAAUUGCCCAAUUCCGAAGGCAGCAGCAGCAGUCGAGCCCGUGGCGAAGCUCGUCUGCGACUGGAGGGGCCCCGAGGGCAAGCGGUGGUGCAGCCGCUGCAGGUUGGCGGAGCGCGCCAGCGAGUGCCCUGGCUCGAUCGUCGCGGCGGCGCUCAGUUACAACGAGGCGCUGAAGCAGGCUGGCAAGGACGUGCACAUGCUGGUCAAGCUCUUGCCCCAGCGCGAGGCGGACCUCGUGCGCGAGAUGCCCGUGGUGAUGCGCGCAGCCUGCGGGGUGAUGGGCUCGAGCUUCACUGCGGCCUGUGGCCACCCUCAGCCAAGGCGAAGGCCGCCAUCGCCAGGCUCGCCAAGAAGCUGGCGCCAGCGGUCCCUGGCAAGCUCGCGGUGUCCAUCGAGCCGCUGA